Molecule: messenger RNA, 1121 nt
Organism: Pisolithus orientalis
Lineage: Eukaryota; Fungi; Basidiomycota; Agaricomycetes; Boletales; Pisolithaceae
Exons: 1
Coding region: 247-810 (187 amino acids)
Source: RefSeq, a predicted model, not a curated record
AAUACACCUGUCAUUAUCACGGCCGGCACCCUUUCCUUACACGUGUCCAACCGCAUUCCGGUCCAGCCCGACCACUUACUCCACCAUCGACAACGACAUCCCGUCCCACUCCCUUCUUCUUCCGCCCAGCCAGAUCUCAUCCUGUGAGUCCCAGCAAGGGCAUUUCGAAUACCCCUUCACUGUUCACCCUCACUACACGAUACCGCAGGUCUGUCAUGUUUUCAUGGAUUCCUUGCUGGGGCUAACAUGAAACUAUACGCAACGAGCGCCCAAAAAAAUCACACACCGCACAUUCUCGAUGAUCACUCGUUACCCACUCUGAUCGCAGUACAUGCAUCUUUGGCAAUCUCAGAUGGGGUAGGCAACUGUGGAAAGAUUGAUGGAAGCCGUCGCUGCCUCCCAAACAACUCCCGCUGCUACCCCGCGAGCUUCAUUCCCAUGACCCCCUCUCCGGAAUUGGGGCUAAGAACCUUUUCAGGCGACUUCCUCAUGCACGUCGUUUUGCUGCCACCUGGCCACGAACCCCGAGGAGGCUGCCCAACGCACACGUUGUUUGCGAGCAAACUUUGUGGCUGGCGGGAUGACAAUGGCAGAAAAUGCGAUGCACCUGUUACGUACGGUUGCACAAACCGUUCCGCUGCUGUCUAUGGCCUCGAGAGCAUAAGACGCGAUAUCGAAAUCAUCUGUCGUUGCUGUCUUACAAAAGGAACGAAAAAUGUCAUACAAAAAAAUAUGUCGAGGCGCUUAAGAGAAGUGGAUCUCGAAGGAACCGUUUGGAGCGAUCGUGCAGACGUCCACAGGCAUGAUUGAAUGAUGGAGCCAUUUUCUGACCCAAGCAUCGACUGGAACUUACCGCCGGCCGGAAUCCCAAAUUAAACACCAUCGCCCUACUGGUCGCAUAUGUUCAAACGUUCAUCCCAUACUGGCAGUGGGAGCGUUAAAAUGCCUCCGGGGCCGCUAGUGGCAAACCAUCCCUAUGAGAAGACGACCGCUGCACACCAACUUCGCGAUCGCACCAUUACCUGUGGUUAGAUCAAUCCCGACGUAACGGUUUGCAAUCAGCCAUUUGGUUACCAUAGCGAAGGUCAUUUCGUCUCUGCACGUUGCAUCACUGAUUUGCC